UCUGGAGUUCAUAUUUUCAAAUGUUUUCUUCGAGCACGUUAAUUCUUUCUGCAGCGGACUGUUUGUGAAAGCAUUGUAGUUAAAAACGUUGUAAAUAUUUUUCACUGUUUGUGUUUGCUUAUUGCAGUCUGCACACCUCUUGCUCUUGCACAAGUGUCUCAUGGUUUCUUAUUGAUAUUUAUAUCUUCUUUUUGUAUUGUUUCCCGCGUUAUAAUAGUCAUUUACGAAAAGACAAUUGUGCGUAUGGUCUGCUAUGUCAACGUUUUUCAGUUUUCUUUGUUCAAAGUUAAAAUUUUGAUGUGAGAAGAAAACUUUAUUUUCAUGGCAUCUUUCUACAUUUAAAUUCCAAUCAAACAGUUCUCUUCCUAACAUAUUUUGGUGCUGAAAAUAUAAUUAGUAUGGAGUUCAUCAAUGUCACAGUUCCUCAAGAUCAAAUAUGGAUGAUUGUGGUUGGCUUUUUCAUAGCAUUUUUGUUGGCAUUUGGUAUCGGUGCCAAUGAUGUUGCAAAUUCGUUUGGUACCUCCGUCGGCUCAAAGGUGUUAACACUCAGACAGGCAUUCAUACUGGCUAGUAUAUUUGAAACACUUGGUGCUGUCCUGCUAGGUGCAAAAGUUUCUGACACCAUUAGAAAAGGAAUAAUAGAUUUGACCCCCUACCAGAAUAACACAAAACUUCUCAUGUUAGGAAAUGUGGCUUCACUAUCUGGUUCAUGCGUGUGGUUGAUAGCAGCAACGUUGCUGAGGUUGCCAGUGUCAGCUACACACAGCAUCGUCGGCUCAACCGUUGGAUUUGCAUUAGUAAUUCAUGGUUCUAAUGGCAUUCACUGGGUCAAACUUGCCACAAUCAUUACAUCCUGGUUCAUCUCACCAAUCCUUGCCGGUAUUGUAAGCAUCAUGUUGUUUUGGACUUGCAAGAAAUUCAUCCUCAGUAAGCAUCAACCAUUGGAGCCUGGCUUGAGAUUCCUACCAAUCUUCUAUGCCAUGACUAUAGUCGUCAACAUAUUUUCCGUAUUUUAUGAGGGACCAGAAAUGUUGAGGUUCAAUUUGAUUCCCUUAUGGGGCACAUUCAUCAUAAGCUUUGGGGCCGGCACGAUCGGAGGUAUCAUUAUCUACUUCUUCAUUGUUCCAUGGCAAAGGAAAAAAAUACAAGAGGAAGUAUCGAGAGUUUCAGUGGUGUCCACCUUGCUCAACAUGAAUGACUCAGAAGAAACUGGGGGAUCCACCAACACAACCUCCAUCAAAAUGCCAAAAGAAUCAAUCAAAAAACACCACAAGUUCGAUGAAAAUACAGAACAGAGUGAUACUUCGUCGACGCCAACCCAUUUGAGACAGGGCAGAUCAACGGUGACCGACGCUCCAGAAGCUGCUAGGUUGUUCUCCUUUCUUCAGAUUCUGACCGCUAUAUUUGGAUCAUUUGCUCAUGGAGGCAAUGAUGUCAGCAAUUCUAUUGGCCCACUUGUUUCCCUCUGGUUGAUUGGCACAACUGGAUACAUUUCACAAGAAACCUCCACUCCCAUACUUAUAUUGCUGUACGGUGGCUUUGGUAUUUCUGUUGGAUUAGUAGUUCUAGGGAGAAAAGUCAUUAAGACAAUAGGAGAAGAUCUUGCAAAAGUCACACCUUCCAGUGGCUUCUGCAUAGAAAUUGGAUCAGCAUUGACAGUAUUAGUAGCUUCAAACAUAGGCUUGCCAAUUAGCACGACACAUUGCAAAGUUGGCUCCGUUGUUUUUGUUGGGAGGUAUAGAGCUCGUGAGAAUGUGGACUGGUCAAUAUUCAGAAAUAUUGUCUUGGCAUGGCUAGUUACCCUGCCUAUUUGUGGAGGAGUUAGUGCUGCUAUCAUGGCUGGAUUGAGAAUAUUAGUUUAGCAUUAGUGUAGAUUUUGUACAACACAGUCUUAGUUUAGUAUUUUGUUUCUAUUUAUUCAUUUUCAUAUUACACUGUUUCAUUUAUUUGUAUAUGUGAAAUAUAUUUUGUCUGUAUAAA
Molecule: messenger RNA, 1980 nt
Organism: Helobdella robusta
Lineage: Eukaryota; Metazoa; Annelida; Clitellata; Rhynchobdellida; Glossiphoniidae
Exons: 10
Coding region: 399-1862 (487 amino acids)
Biological process (GO): phosphate ion transmembrane transport
Cellular component (GO): membrane
Molecular function (GO): phosphate transmembrane transporter activity
Source: RefSeq, a predicted model, not a curated record